AUGCAUCGCUCAUCUCUUCCAUACUUCCUUCGCUUCAUUCUUCAUAUUCAUGUAGUAUACUACGUCUUAGCUUUAUGCCUUUCCCCACACGCCAAUGCCACCGAACAGCAACCUCUAGGCUCCUUUGGAGUCACACCACCCAAACGGGUCGCCGUGAUCGGAGCUGGGGCUGCCGGGUCUAGCACUGCUUAUUCACUACGCAAGUAUGCGGAUGCCUUGGACAUUCCUCUCAAUAUAACCGUCUUCGAACGUUCUCCCUAUGUUGGCGGGCGUUCCACAACAGUGAAUGUCCAUGACAAUCCAGCUACGCCCGUAGAGCUAGGUGCCUCGAUAUUCGUGGAGGUUAAUCAUCACCUUGUCAAUGCAUCCAAAGAGCUCGGACUCCAUGUUAAUAGCGCCAAUCAUGACCGACCUAGAGAGACUGAAGACACCCUUGGCGUCUGGGACGGGGAGCAGUUCGUCUUUGUGAUGAAGGAAGCAUCUUCCUGGUGGAAUAUUGCGAAGCUGGUUUGGAGGUAUGGAUGGACACCCGUGAGGACCUAUCGCUUGAUGAAGUCGACCGUCAACAACUUCCUCAAACUCUACGACGAGCCUAUAUUCCCCUUUUCAUCCCUUACAUCGGCGUCAGAAGCAGUAGGGCUGGUCAAUGUGACUGCCGUUCCUGGAGAGGCCUUCCUCCAGCAGAACCAGGUAUCCGCCAAAUUCUCCCGCGAAGUCAUCCAAGCUAGCACCCGUGUCAACUACGGACAAAACCUUGCCCUGAUUCAUGGCCUUGAGACUAUGGUCUGCAUGGCGACUGAGGGUGCCAUGGCCGUGGAGGGAGGCAACUGGCUGAUCUUCGACGGGAUGCUCAAACUAUCCCACGCCGACCUCCGCUUAAACCACACAGUGACAUCCCUCGAUUGGGACGCGAACGGCCCCUCGACCCUAACCUUCACCACAGCCACCAACUCAGAAGAGAAGCUCGAGUUUGACGAGGUUGUCAUCGCCGGUCCGUGGCAAUUCUCCAACAUCACCGUUACACCACCACUAAAGAAGACGCCGGACGAAAUCCCUUUCGUGACCCUCUACGUCACUCUCUUCGCCACUCCGCACCGUCUCUCACCCAAGUAUUUCGGCCUCACAGAACCCAAUGCCUACACUCCCGAGACGAUCCUCACCACCCUCCCUCCAGAGACCGACAUCGGCAAAAGCGAAGCCGGGGUCGGUCCAGCCGGCUUCUGGAGCAUCAGCACUCUCCGGACCGUGGACGCCCCAGACCCGUCAGAAGGGAAACACUACGUCUAUAAGAUCUUCUCCCCGGAACGGCCAACAGCCGAAUUCAUCGAAUCGAUUCUCGGCCUCGAGCACAAAUCCUGGUUCCAUGAGAAGAUCUGGCGGCCGUAUCCGUUCGAGUAUCCGCGUGUCACGUUCGAAGAGCCACUCCUUGCCCCCCAUGUCUGGUAUACGGGCGGGAUUGAAAGCUUCAUCUCUACGAUGGAGACGAGUGCAUUGAUGGGGAGGAAUGUAGCUGCUUUGAUGUCUCGAGAGUGGCAGGCCCAGGCUGACGGGAGGGAGGCGGAGUCAGCAGCGUAUGCGGUUCGUCAUGAGCUAUAA
This is a messenger RNA of Aspergillus niger, 1596 nucleotides long. RefSeq lists its product as uncharacterized. NCBI's taxonomy places the organism in Eukaryota, Fungi, Ascomycota, Eurotiomycetes, Eurotiales, Aspergillaceae. Gene Ontology annotation, molecular function: prenylcysteine oxidase activity. The record is from RefSeq and is a predicted model, not a curated record. The transcript has 3 exons. Gene Ontology annotation, biological process: prenylated protein catabolic process; prenylcysteine catabolic process. The coding region runs from base 1 to 1596 and encodes 531 amino acids.